This is a messenger RNA of Gadus chalcogrammus (walleye pollock), 5658 nucleotides long. It is a transcript of the gene nup155, whose product is annotated as nucleoporin 155. The transcript is spliced from 34 exons. NCBI's taxonomy places the organism in Eukaryota, Metazoa, Chordata, Actinopteri, Gadiformes, Gadidae. The record is from RefSeq and is a predicted model, not a curated record. Gene Ontology annotation, cellular component: nuclear pore inner ring; nuclear pore. Gene Ontology annotation, biological process: transcription-dependent tethering of RNA polymerase II gene DNA at nuclear periphery; protein localization to nuclear inner membrane; protein import into nucleus. Gene Ontology annotation, molecular function: structural constituent of nuclear pore. Bases 382 to 4467 code for a protein of 1361 amino acids.
GUUACGCGACUGUUGAUUAUGGUUCAAGCAUGUGUUCCAAGUGCUGAUACACUCGUGGUUCAAACGAUUUAAAGUCACGUGAGAAUUUAUCAGAAGCCAAACAAUGAAAAGAAGAGGAUAUUCGAUCAUAAAUCCAUAUGCUUGUGAUAUAAAUGUAAUGUGUUCCACUCUACGUCAUAAUUGUGCGUUGCCUCCUCCGGAAAUACGUCUCCAGCAGGAGCAAUUCACUUGAGGUGCAUGAGAUUGGCGCUUUCUGACAAGUUCUUCUGUAUGUUAACAAAUUGAAAAUCCUGCAAGCUCAACCGGGAAGUGACUCUGGCCAAGGGAGUUGGCCCUACCGGACUUAUCUUUGUUUGGAUAGUUGUGUAGCUAAACAUAGCCAUGCCGCCCGUCCUCGGAGCCACCAGCCCCGCCGCGGUGUUUGCCGAAGCGCUGGAGAACUCCGGCAGGAUUAUUGACAGACACCUCCAGGAGGACCGUUGCUUCCCUGACCUGUCAGAACUUCUUUCAGUUUUCUCCCACAAUGUUCCGUCGCUGUCCGGUACGUCAGAUAUGGACUACCCCCUGCAGGGUCCAGGUUUACUCAGCAUACCGAACCUCCCAGAGCUCAGUGCUGUCCGUAGAGUUCCUCUACCUCCAGAACUUGUUGAGCAGUUCAGCCAUAUGCAGUGUAAUUGCAUGAUGGGUGUUUUUCCUGAGAUCUCUCGAGCCUGGCUGACGAUUGACAAUGAUAUCUUCAUGUGGAAUUAUGAAGAUGGAGGGGAUGUGGCUUACUUUGACGGUCUCAUCGAAACCAUCCUUUCAGUAGGACUGGUAAAACCUAAACCAGGGAUGUUUCAGCAGAACAUUGACUACUUGCUGGUGCUCGCUACGUCAGUGGACGUUGUUAUCCUGGGGCUCAGCUUUCCUAAAGGCCAGGCUGGCCUGAACGACAGCAUGUCUGGGGGCAUGCAGCUGAUGCCAGACCCCCUCUACACCAUCCCCACGGACAACGUCUACAUCCACGCCAUCACCGCCACCGACCAGGGCCGCAUGUUCAUGGCGGGAAAGGACGGCUGCCUGUACGAGAUGGCCUACCAGGCGGAGGCGGGCUGGUUCAGCCAGCGCUGCCGCAAGAUCAACCACUCCAAGAGCAGCCUGUCCUUCCUCAUCCCCUCCGUGCUGCAGUUCUCCUUCUCCGAGGACGAUCCUAUUCUGCAGAUCGCCGUCGACAACUCCCGCAACAUUCUCUACACACGCUCGGAGAAAGGGAUGCUACAGGUAUAUGACCUCGGUGCAAACGGACAGGGCAUGAGCCGCGUGGCAUACAUGUGUCAGAACACCAUCGUCAACGCGGCUGGAAACAUCGCCAAGACCAUUGAUCGCUCAGUGUUCAAGCCCAUCGUCCAGAUCUCUGUGAUCCAACGCUCAGAGUCUUCCAACUGCCACCUCCUGGCCAUCACCCACGCAGGCGUGCGCCUCUACUUCUGCACCGCUCCCUUUGCACCCCCUCCCCAUAAGAGCGCGGGACCGCGGCCCUCCACGCUGGCCCUGGUCCACGUGCGCCUCCCCCCGGGCUUCUCCGCCUCGUCAACGCUGCAGAAGCCCAGCACGGUCCACAAGGCCCUCUACAGCAAAGGCGUUCUGUUGAUGGCCGCAUCUGAGACCGAGGACAGUGACCUGCUGUGGUGCAUCAACCACGACUCCUUCCCCUUCAAGAAGCCCCUGAUGGAGGCUCAGAUGAUGUCCAAUGUGGACGGCCACUCCUGGGCCCUCAGUGCCAUCGACGAGGAGCGGCCCAGCCGGGGGUCCAGCCCCCUAAACAGAGAGCUGAUCCCCCUCACUGACUCCCCCGUGGUGGUGCAGCAGCACAACAUUCCCCAGCAGAAGUUUGUGCUCCUCUCCGCAAAGGGGAGCCACAUCUUCCACAAGCUGCGCCCGGUGGACCAGCUGAGGCAUCUGCUGGUGACGUGUGCUGGAGGAGAGAGCGAGGAAGUGGAGCGCUUCUUCAAACUGCACCGGGAGGAGCAGGCCUGCGCCACCUCCCUGAUCCUGGCCUGCUCCAGGGCGGCCAGUGACCGCGAGGUGUCCCAGUGGGCCACCCGGGCUUUCUUCAGGUACGGAGGCGAAGCACAGAUGAAGUUUGCCUCUGCCUUCCAGACCACUGCCUCGGCGGGCCCCAUGUUUGGCUCUCCUGUACAGGGAAUGAGCCCUCACUUCAACCCCAACAUCUGCUCCACGCCCAUGGGGCCGGUGACGGCCGGGCCGGAGGUCGUCUUCUCCGGGAAGCACAGCGGGAUCUGUAUCUACUUCAGCCGCAUCCUGGGGAACGUCUGGGAUGGGAGCCUUGCUGUUGAGAAGACCAUCAACGCGGGCAACCAGAUUCUCAUCAUUUUGGAGAGCACCGUGGCUGUGGGGGACCUGGAGAGGGUUCUACAGGAGCUGCUAGGCCUGAGGGAGUUUCUGGACAAGAACUCCCAGUUCAGCCAGUCCUCACUGGGGCCCGCCAGCUUUGGCUCCCCGGCCAACCUGCAGCAGCGUCUGCUGGGCUUCAUGCGGCCCGACGGUGCCAGCACCCAGCAGGUCCAGCAGGAGCUCCAGAGGAAGUACCAGAUGGAGGCCCAGGUGCAUGAGAAGAUGUCCCUGCAGGAGCUGCAGCAGCUGGUGCACCGCUCCUGUCAGACCCUGGCCCUGUGGAAGCUGCUCUGCGACCACAAGUUCAGCCUCAUCCUCUCUGAACUGCCCACGGAGUACCAGGACCAGAUGAAGGGCGCCAGCUUCCGCGACGUGGUGAUCCGCGGCAAGGAGCUGAGCGGGGCGCUGAUCACGGCCCUCAUCAACGUCUACAUCAAGGACAACGCCAGCGUGGACGCCGUCAGCCGCCACCUCCGGGACACCUGCCCACUGCUGUACACCAGCGACGACAGCGUCUGCUCCAAGGCCAACGAGCUGCUGCAGGGCUCCAGGCAGAUCCAGAACAAGGCGGACAAGGAGAGAACCCUGAGGGAGUCGCUUCAGCUCUACCAGCAGAUCAGCCAGCACACGGACCUGCCACUGGUCUGCUUCCAGUACAGACAGGUGCGCUUCUACGAGGGAGUGCUGGAGCUGUGUCUGACGGCGGCCGAGAAGAAGGACCCCCAGGGCCUGGGGCCGCACUUCUACAAGAACGGGGAGCCGGAGGACGACAGCGCGGGCCACCUGGCCUUCCAGGAGAGACUGCUGUGCUACAAGUGCAUCACGGACACCAUGCAGGAGCUGGUGACCCACAGUCAGGCCGCCCCCCAGUCCCCCAGUGUGCCCAAGCAGCCGGGACCCCCCGUCAUGACCUCCGACCCCAACAUGCUCAGCAAUGAGGAUGCCACCGCUCACUUCGAACAGAUGCUGCAGCUGGCCCAGAGGUCCCAGGACGAGCUGUUUCACAUCGCCCUGUACAACUGGCUCAUCCAGGCCGACCUCACGGAGAAGCUGCUGGAGGUGAACUCGCCCUACCUGGAGGACCACCUGAAGCGCAUGAACAAACAGGACCAGAGCAAGGUGCGAAACAUGGACCUGCUGUGGCGCUACUACGAGAAGAGCCGCAACUUCGGCAAGGCGGCGCACGUGCUGGCGCACCUGGCCGAGAUGCGCAGCACGGAGAUCUCCCUGAAGCAGCGUCUGGAGUACAUCUCCAGGGCCAUCCUGUCGGCCAAGAGCUCCUCCACCCUCUCCACGCAGGGAGCUGACGGGGAGUUCCUCCACCAGCUGGAGGAGAAGAUGGAGGUGGUGCGCAUCCAAGCCCAGAUCCAGGAGACGCUGGCCAGGCAGUACUCCCAGCAUCCGUCAGCCAAGAAGGCCAUAUCCGAGUUGGACCUGGAGAUCAUACAUAUCUCUAAGCUCUUUGCAGGGUACGCCGAGUACUUCAAACUGUCCGAGUGCAAGCUGGCCAUCGUCCACUGUGCGGGCCACUCAGACACCAUCCUGAUCCACUCGCUGUGGCGCGACAUCAUCGAGAAAGAGCUGGCCGACAGCCAGGCCAUGAGCCCCCAGGACAGAAUGAGGUCCCUCAGCCUGAAGCUGGUGUCCCUGGGAAAGCUGUACGCCGGGACGCCCAGAUACUUCCCUCUAGAGUUCCUGGUGAUGCACCUGGAGCAGGAGGUGUGCCGGCUCCAGUGGGACGUGGGCUUCGUCAUCGUCACCACCCUGGAGAUCGGCGUGCAGCUGCAGCGCCUGCUCGACGUCUACGACCAGCUGUUUAAGACGCGGGACCCCUGCUGGCAGCGUCUGAAGAAGCCCCUCCACCUGGUGGAGUGUAUCCACGUUCUGCUGUCUGGAUACGUGGACGACCCCAGCAGGGUGCCCGCCUUUGACAGGCGGCGCUUCACCAACGUGUGCCUGGAUAACAUCUGCGGCUACCUGGUGGAGCUGCAGUCUCUCAGCCCCAACUCGGCUCUGCAGCAAACCAUCGGCAACUUCAAGGCCCUGCAGUCCAAGCUGCAGAAGGUGCACUGACCGGUGAGCCCACCCCCCCACCACCCCGCAGAACACACCGGCGAGGAGACCCCUGCGGACCUGGGGGGCCCGGUCCCCAAAGUACAAUAAACUGUUCUCGAUGGGUCAACCACAUCUUGCACAAAGGACUUUUUAUUAGGGAUUUCUCUCCAUUUUACUUCACUUUUCCCCGAGAAUGCUGUCAAGUUGUCAUCGACCAAGUUGGGUUUUCAGUUGGCACACUGAAAGGCUGUAGUGUGGAUCCAGUUUUAUAAAUACAAUGAAGCGUGUGUAUGAGAGAAGUAAGCGGCUAUCACUUUGGAAGAUAAGACACUGCUGACUGCAUUGAUUUCAAACAACAUUGUUUAAAGUAUACGAGGUCAUAAUAAAAUCAUGCAUGAUUUGGAAUAUACAUCAACAUGGACGUUAAUCGAAGAUGAUUUUUAGUCAUCGUCCUUGAUUGGACUUCAAUGUUUGAUAUUGAUUGGCAAUAAGAAGAAAAGUAUUCAAUAGUUUAAUAGCAUAAGCAAUUUCAACUGUUUUGAUCGCUUUUCCAAGCAGGACAAUACGCUUUCUUUAUAUACAACUUUGUUUUUUUAUAUAGUGAUACUUUUCUAAGUGACUCAUUAAUUCAAGUGCCCUUGUGAAUAGCUGCUUUGGAUAAUUAUGUUUGAGUAUACGGCCAAGCCGAGCUCUCAAAUGUGUUUGUUCUGCUUCUAAUUCUCUGAGGCAUAAUACCAUUUUUAGGUUGGGUUUGUUGUUGCAUUUCUGUAUAAAGUUUCUGUUUGAAGUUUUGAGUGUUGAUAAUUACAACCUGUUUGAGUCUCCUUGACCUUUUCUGAAUUGUGCUUUUAAAACUCUUAAGAGGGUCUUGAAUAAAUAACGAUUUUAUUUUACAAACAUUUCUCAAGCAGUAGACUGCUGGUGAUUGCGAGUUACUGAGUCGACUAAGGACUGACUUUAUUUAAAAAGCUAAAUUAGCUUAUUGGGUCUUGAUUUUAUGUCGCUAAAUUGCCUCCUUUAAACUAGAAACAAGAAACGCGUUCUCAUGCCAAACAUUCCUUUAUUUCUUUAUAAACAAUCACUUGCAACUUUCAGAAGAGUUCACUCUUGAACUGCGGAAUAAGUUAUGUUCAACAGUACAUGAAUAACAGUAAUUAUGUUACGAUCUAUGAAUAAAAGUGCUUAAUGUUAAAUGUUUUUUUAAAUAUA